AUGGUGUCUCAUCUCAAAGGUGUUUCCAAAUCAACGAUGACAGAUCAGAUUCGUAGAGAAUUAUGUGAGUACAAGAGAGAUUAUAUGGCAUGUACGCAACGAGAGUUACAGUCGUGGAUUGAAGAGAAAUUUCAUUUAAAAAUUAGCCAAGGUACAAUUUCAAACACACUCAAACGUUCAGCUGAGUAUCUUUCAACUAACACAGAAAAAGGCAAAGCUACUAAGCGACACAAACCAGCAAAAUUUCCAGAUAUGGAGAAGGUUGUUUUUGAGUGGUUUCUCCAACAUCAAAAUCAAGUGAAUAUGACUGGAGAACUAAUACUGGAGAAGGCAAAAGUUACGAUGAAACUUCUAAAUCCUCAACAAGAUUCAGAGCAUCAAUUAUCUCAAGGCUGGCUUGAAAAGUUUAAGUUACGACAUGGUAUCAAAUCUUUUCGUCGUUUUGGAGAGAGUGGAUCAGUUGAUAUACAUGACAUGGAGAAUAAGCUGGAGGCUAUAAGGGAGAAAGUAGAUAAGUUUCCACUAAAAGAUGUUUUUAAUAUGGAUGAAACUGGUUUGUUUUAUAGGUUACAAGCUGAUCAUUCUCUUGCUACCAAACAACUUGAAGGAAGAAAGCAAGACAAAGAAAGAUUGACAGUUGUUAUUUGCUGUAAUUCGGAUGGUUCUGAAAAAGUUCCAUUGUGGAUCAUUGGAAAAUAUGCAAAGCCACGUUGUUUUAAGAAUGUCAACAUGAGCAGCUUGAAUUGUGAAUACCGUUUCAACAAAAGAGCUUGGAUGACAAGUGUGAUUUUUGAAGAAUACAUCCGUUGGUUUGAUAAAAAGAUGCACGGUAGAAGGGUUUUGUUUGUGGUAGAUAAUUGUCCAGCGCAUCCAAAAAACAUUGAAGGGCUACAAAAUGUUGAGUUGUUCUUUCUACCACCUAACAUGACAUCAAAAAUUCAACCUUGUGAUGCUGGAAUAAUAAGAGCUUUCAAGAUGCACUACCGGAGGAGAUUUUACCGUGAGAUUUUAGAAGGUUACGAGUUGGAACAACCUUAUCCAAGUAAGAUUAAUGUUUUAGAUGCUAUUAAUUUUGCAGUCGCAGCUUGGACAAUUAAUGUUCAACAAGAGACAAUAGCAAAUUGUUUUCGACAUUGCAAGAUUCGCUCGGAGGAUAUCGAAUCAAGGAAUUUGGAUGGAUCCACUUGUGAAGUUGACGUUCAUGAACUUGAUGCUGUGAUUAAUAAUCUUGGCUAUCGCAACAGAAUUGAUGCCAAUAGUUUAUUAGAUUAUCCAGGUGAAAAUGUUGCAUGUUCAGAAGUUCAAAGUUUAGAAGAAAUUGUUGCUACUAUCCUUACAAGUGAUGAUGAAGUCGAAGAUGAUACUACCAUACCAUUAGAACCAGUUACACGUAAGGAAGCAAUUAUAGCGUCUAGAGUUCUUCACAAUUUUUGGAUGCGAUUCGAGAAAACAACACCAGAAGUUUUUGAUGCAAUGAGAAAGAUUAGAGAUGAGCUCCAACAAGAAUGCAAAUUUAAGAAUAGGCAAACAACAUUAGAGUCAUAUUUCUCUAAGUUUUCUUAG
Molecule: messenger RNA, 1563 nt
Organism: Capsella rubella
Lineage: Eukaryota; Viridiplantae; Streptophyta; Magnoliopsida; Brassicales; Brassicaceae
Product: CENP-B homolog protein 2-like
Exons: 1
Coding region: 1-1563 (520 amino acids)
Cellular component (GO): nucleus
Molecular function (GO): DNA binding
Source: RefSeq, a predicted model, not a curated record